Molecule: messenger RNA, 1129 nt
Organism: Aspergillus ibericus CBS 121593
Lineage: Eukaryota; Fungi; Ascomycota; Eurotiomycetes; Eurotiales; Aspergillaceae
Product: PSME3-interacting protein
Exons: 2
Coding region: 142-873 (243 amino acids)
Cellular component (GO): nucleus
Source: RefSeq, a predicted model, not a curated record
UUGUGCUGCCGCCUCAAACCCGUCGCGCAUCAAUUGCGAAACGCUUUGGCGGGAUAUCACAACCGUGAUCGUUUUCUUUGACGGCCGCCUGCCGACCUCACACCACUGCCGCGACCGUGUGCUCAUACCAAAGCGAUAAUCAUGUCAUCCGGAUUUGUGUCCGCAGGAACGGACCAGGACCCGGUCCAGCGCGAUGAUGAAUGGCAUCGCGUGCAGCAGGAGCUCGAGGCCGAGCGAAGGCGCAAAGCCGAGCUAGGGAGACAGGAAGAUGGCAAGAGUCUAUACGAAGUCCUCCAGCAGAACAAAAUGGCCAAGCAGGAAGCUUUCGAAGAGAAGAUGAAAUUAAAGAACCAAUUCCGUUCGCUGGACGAAGACGAGGUCGACUUUCUCGACUCCAUCAUGGAAUCCACCCGGGCCAAGGAAGCCGCGGUCAAAAAGGAGACUGCCGAGCAGCUGGAGGUAUUCCGUCGACAGCGAGAAGAGGCCGAAAAAGUCCUGCUCGAGGAUACAACAGCAGACGUCACACCCGCCGCCGAAGGCGAAGACUGGAAAAUCCCCGCGCGCAAGAGACGCCGAGAGAAGAGCAAGGAUCUCCUCAUUCCCGGCAAGAAACGCAAGUCUCUGGGCGGUGACGCGACGCCGGAUCACAUCGCGGACAAGGAUUCCGGAAAAGCCAAUAAUGGUGUCCAGAAGAGCAACUCCGAGCCUACCCCAAAGAAGCCUGAGGAACCAAAACAACCAGCGACUUUGCCUGGCGCAAACAAGCCCGCAACCCCUCCGCAGACGAUCCCGGAUCAGCCUGCAUCGAAACCAGCAGCGAAACCGUCUUCGCUGUCACUUGGUCUAGGGGACUACGGCUCCGAUUCGGAAUAAGUGUAGAAGAGACUGUACAAUACUGUGCUCAUAUCUACGAUCAUCACUGCCUGCCGUUUAUAUUGCAGAGUACUGAUGCGGUAUUAUAGCAUGUCAAAAGCUUGUAACGAGUUUGCCGAGACUCCAGGGAAAUCUAGAUUACAUAUGUGCCGAAAUACUCGAGGAAGGCUUUGGUCACUAGAAUGGAUAGGUGACCUCCAUCUCAUAUAUGUGUUUAAUAAAAAUACCGGAUUUUAAUGUCAGAUGUAAAGUUUUG